CUUUAACAAUGAAAGCAAAAACUUUACAAAUUCGUUGGCAUGAAAGCACAUUGGCUAUUUAUUCUGUGCACUUUCAAUCAGGAAAAACAGGAAGAUUUGCAACUGGGGGUUUGGAUUGCAAUGUUAUGAUAUGGAAACUUGCCAAAAACCAAAAAGCAUUACCACACGUUGCUUAUUUGUCAAUGCUAAAGCGUCACACUGCUCCCGUUAACGUAGUCAGAUUCUCGCCUAACGGAGAGUUGUUGGCCUCUGCUGGAGAUGAUGGAGUCAUUUGUCUAUGGAAACUGUUGGAAAAUAACGAUUCAACAAGCUCUUUUGGUGAAGAUUUUGAUGGAGGUUCUAAUAGGGAUCCAGAAACUUGGAAA
Messenger RNA from Acaulospora morrowiae, 365 nucleotides. Lineage: Eukaryota; Fungi; Glomeromycota; Glomeromycetes; Diversisporales; Acaulosporaceae. The record is from the annotation of a GenBank genome assembly.